This is a messenger RNA of Alternaria alternata, 1348 nucleotides long. Its product is annotated as NAD(P)-binding protein. The record is from RefSeq and is a predicted model, not a curated record. NCBI's taxonomy places the organism in Eukaryota, Fungi, Ascomycota, Dothideomycetes, Pleosporales, Pleosporaceae. The transcript has a single exon. Bases 246 to 1199 code for a protein of 317 amino acids.
GGAUAAUCAGACGGACAAUUCUCGUUGCUGUCCGAAGGGCAUGGCAUAGAGUUGCGUUGUCAGUUUGAUGCAUUCAUCGUGACCAGGUGCAUGUAGCAAUUAUUAUAUAUCCCUAACGGGAAUGCUGAAGAACAUUCAGUAUCCUAAGCAUCAACAGCCUUUGACUCACACUCCAUUCAAUCCACCAUUGGAAAAAUACCGUUACACCUCAGCAACUCGAUUCUUCAUCCAAACAACCCGUCAAAAUGUCCUCCAAGAAGAUCAUCACUGUUCUGGGCGCCACGGGCAACCAAGGUGGUUCUGUCAUCACAGCUCUUCUUGCCCAUCCCGAGAUCGCGUCCCAGUACUCGAUCCGCGGUGUCACGCGCGACACUACGAAGCCCUCAGCCCAGAAGCUCCUGGCCAAGGGAGUGGAGCCCAUCAAAGCCGAUCUCAAUGACCCUUCAUCCCUUCAAGCCGCAUUUCACGGUGCCUUCGCCGUUUUUGCCGUCACCAACUACUGGGAGACAAUGUCCAAGUCGACAGAGAUCGCUCAAGGAAAGAACGUCGUUGACGCAGCCAUCGCCACCGGAGUCAAACAUCUCAUCAUCUCUUCACUCCCUAACGUCACGGCCCUAACAAACGGUGCUCUCUCCAACGUUGAGCAUUUUGAUUCCAAGGCCGAAGUCUCUGAUUACGCAGAGGCCCAGAAGCACAAGACGAGCAUGUGGGUUACUCACUUCAUGCCUGGAUAUUUUAUGCAAAAUCUCAAGAGUACUAUCAACAAAGAUCCUGCCACUGGCGCUUCCAUGAUGACCAUCCCAUGGGACGAAACCAGUACGCAGAUCCCGCUUAUUGACAUUGUUUCCGAUGCUGGCAAGUACGUCGCGGGUGCCCUGGUACUCGGAGCUGGUGCCGAUGGUGCUAGAAUUCAAGCUGUUUCGCAAUGGGCCACUCCCAACGAAGUGGCUAGUACUGUAACCGAGGUUACUGGAGACAAAGUGACCUUUUUGGAGGUACCCAAGGACGUUUGGGAGGGAUAUCUGCCGCUUCCCCCUCAUGCAAAGACGGAGCUUGGGGAAAACAUGAUCUUGAUCAAGGACUACAGCUACUAUGGAAAUGACGCUCCUGCUAAGCAGCAUGAGCACAACAAGUACGUCGAGGCUAUACCUGGUCAGAGUUUGACUAGCUUGGAAGAUUUCGUUAAAGCCGAAUUCUGAGAGAAAACUGUUGAGAUACCACUACUAGUAGUGCUAUCGCGCGGCAACCAUAGUAUCUUGUUCUAGAAUCAGAUUAGUAGCGCGUGACUGUAUAGCUUAGUAGAAUGGACAUCGAUUAAACUACGCAUUUGAUAGUAACCAUGAGCUUU